AUGACAAGUCCUAUAGAAUCCUGCCAGAACUUCUACAAAGAUUUCACAUUACAGAUCGAUAUGGCCUUCAACGUCUUUUUCCUUCUGUACUUUGGCUUGCGGUUUAUAGCAGCCAAUGACAAGCUGUGGUUCUGGCUGGAGGUCAACUCAGUGGUCGACUUCUUCACAGUCCCUCCUGUGUUUGUGUCUGUCUACUUAAACAGAAGCUGGCUUGGUUUAAGGUUCCUGAGAGCACUCAGACUGAUACAGUUCUCUGAAAUCUUACAGUUUUUGAAUAUCUUGAAAACAAGCAAUUCUAUCAAGCUGGUGAACCUGUGUUCCAUCUUUAUAAGCACAUGGCUCACAGCUGCUGGAUUCAUACACUUGGUGGAAAACUCAGGGGAUCCCUGGGAAAACUUCCAGAAUUCCCAGUCACUUUCCUAUUGGGAAUGUGUCUACCUGCUGAUGGUGACUAUGUCCACAGUAGGCUACGGGGAUGUCUAUGCAAAAACCACCUUGGGACGCCUGUUUAUGGUCUUCUUCAUCCUCGGUGGUUUGGCCAUGUUUGCCAGCUACGUCCCUGAAAUCAUAGAGUUAAUAGGAAACCGCAAGAAAUAUGGUGGUUCCUAUAGUGCGGUUAAUGGGAGAAAGCAUAUUGUGGUCUGUGGUCAUAUUACCCUCGAAAGUGUCUCCAACUUCCUCAAAGACUUCCUACACAAGGACAGGGAUGAUGUCAAUGUUGAAAUUGUUUUUCUCCAUAAUAUUUCCCCUAAUCUUGAGCUGGAAGCCUUGUUCAAACGUCACUUUACCCAAGUAGAAUUCUACCAGGGAUCUGUUCUCAACCCUCACGAUCUAGCCCGAGUGAAGAUCGAGUCAGCAGAUGCCUGCUUAAUCCUGGCCAACAAAUAUUGUGCAGAUCCUGAUGCUGAAGAUGCCUCCAACAUCAUGAGGGUUAUUUCGAUCAAGAACUACAGUCCUAAGAUCAGAAUAAUUACACAAAUGCUACAAUAUCACAACAAGGCCCAUCUGCUGAACAUUCCAAGCUGGAACUGGAGGGAGGGUGACGAUGCUAUCUGCCUGGCAGAGCUGAAAGCCGGCUUCAUUGCCCAGAGCUGUCUGGCCCAGGGCCUGUCCACCAUGCUAGCCAACCUCUUCUCCAUGAGGUCUUUCAUUGAGAUUGAGGAGGACACAUGGCAGAAGUAUUACCUAGAAGGAGUGGCUAAUGAGAUGUACACAGAGUAUUUGUCCAGUGCCUUUGUGGGCCUCUCCUUCCCCACCGUCUGUGAGCUGUGUUACGUGAAGCUGAAGCUGCUGCUUAUUGCUAUCGAAUACAAGUCUGAGCAGAGAGAGAGCAGCAUCCUCAUCAACCCAGGAAACCAUGUCAAGUUGCAGGAGGGAACACUGGGAUUCUUUAUUGCCAGUGAUGCCAAAGAAGUGAAGAGAGCUUUUUUCUACUGCAAAGCUUGUCAUGACGACAUCACGGACCCAAAGCGGAUCAAGAAGUGCGGCUGCAAACGACUUACAUCUUUUCUCCCUCUGUGUGACCUGCCACUUGUCUUUGCAUUCUCCUCAGCCAAAUAUAAGUAUAAUGGAUAUGUCAGACCACCAGAUGGCGCUACAACACCAGGGAACAGUGGAAGUCAGAAAGAGGCUGGCGUUCGAUUCAAAGCUGAUUGCAAUUUAGUCGAGGACGAGCAUCCAUCAACUCUCUCGCCCAAAAAAAAGCAGCGCAACGGAGGGAUGCGAAACUCGCCCAACUGCUCGCCCAAAAUGAUGAGUCGACACGAUCCCCUUCUUAUUCCUGGAAACGAACAAAUCGAGAACAUGGACAUGAACGUGAAGAGGUAUGACUCGACAGGGAUGUUUCACUGGUGCCCAUCAAAGGAGAUCGAAAAAGUCAUCCUGACCCGGAGUGAAGCCUCGAUGACGGUCCUGAGCGGUCAUGUAGUGGUCUGUAUAUUUGGGGAUGUCACGUCCGCUUUAGUGGGGCUGCGAAACCUGGUGAUGCCUUUAAGAGCAAGUAACUUCCAUUACCACGAGCUGAAGCCCAUAGUGUUUGUGGGCUCACUGGAUUACUUACGAAGAGAGUGGGAGACGCUGCACAACUUCCCCAAGGUGUCCAUAUUACCUGGUACACCAUUAAGUCGGGCAGAUUUAAGGGCUGUCAACAUCAACCUCUGCGACAUGUGCGUAAUACUGUCAGCCAAUCAGAACAAUAUCGAAGACGCCUCUCUGCAGGAUAAGGAAUGCAUCUUGGCAUCACUCAACAUCAAAUCUAUGCAGUUUGAUGACAGCAUUGGGGUCUUACAGGCUAAUUCCCAAGGUUUCACGCCCCCUGGAAUGGACAGGUCAUCUCCAGACAGCAGCCCAGUACAUGGCUUUGUGCGUCAGGCUUCCGUCACCACCGGAUCCAACAUCCCCAUCAUCACAGAACUAGUGAACGACUCAAACGUUCAGUUCCUGGACCAGGAUGAUGAUGAUGACCCAGACACAGAGCUGUACCUCACUCAGCCUUUCGCCUGCGGCACCGCCUUCGCUGUCAGUGUGCUCGACUCUCUGAUGAGUGCGACGUACUUCAAUGAUAACAUCCUGACGCUGAUUCGGACACUGGUCACAGGGGGAGCCACACCAGAGCUGGAGGGCCUGUUGGCUGAGGAGAACGCUCUGAGAGGAGGUUACAGCACACCGCAAACACUGGCCAACAGAGACAGGUGUCGCGUGGCCCAGCUAGCUCUCUACGACGGGCCAUUUGCUGACUUGGGGGACGGCGGUUGCUACGGGGACUUGUUCUGUAAAGCACUGAAGACGUACAACAUGCUGUGUUUUGGAAUCUACAGAUUGAGAGACGCUCAUCUCGGUUCCCCGAGCCAGUGUACAAAACGGUAUGUGAUCACGAACCCACCGUACGAGUUUGAGCUCGUUCCCUCAGACCUGAUCUUCUGCCUCAUGCAGUUCGACCACAACGCAGGCCAGUCUCGGACAAGCUUGUCCCACUCUUCCCACUCCUCCCAUUCCUCCAGCAAAAAGAGCUCCUCUGUCCACUCCAUCCCGCCCUCCAACCGGCAGAACCGCAGCAGUAAGACCCGGGAGGGCCGCGACAAACAGAAAAAAGAAAUGGUUUACAGAUGAACCAGAAAAUGCCUACCCACGGAACAUUCAGAUCAAGCCCAUGAGCACUCACAUGGCCAACCAAGUCAACCAAUACAAAUCCACCAGUAGUCUGAUUCCACCAAUCAGAGAAGUUGAAGAUGAAUGCUGAACACGACAGGGUUUUCUUGCUGACUCACCAGACAUCUGUACGCGCUUUCAAAAGAGACGAGAAAAGAUCGCCUGUGGAGGAGUGACGAUGAUGAUCACAGGGAUGUUGAAGACUAAAGCAUUUCUCUUCUCUCAUUCUUCGAAUCAAGAGUCGGACAGGAACCCAAACUGGACGGACCUCCUAUGUGUAUACCUUUAAUGUUACUUCCAUGCUCUUGGACAUUGUUUUAUUUAUUAAUGUAUCCAUAGUGAUGUACAUAAUGACAAUCAAAUAAGGAUUGUACAGCCCCUUCCCCCUAGCACUUUUUGGAAUUAUUUUAAGAGUUGACAAAAAAAAAGAGUACUUCCUGUAAUUCUUUGCAAUAUUUCACCUCUUCGUGUGACCAGACUCAACGGCUGAGGCCGCUGGUUCUCGGAGGAUGAGGGUUGCAGUGAUGAGCUGAUCAUAUCAUAUCUCCCAAAGAGCUGCCCAGAUGCUUCAAGUUAAACCAGCUGGGUUCAUUGACUUCAUAUCUCCUGUCUGCUUCUGUUCUAUUUGCACUAAAACUGAAUAAGUUUCUUUUGACAGAACAACUUGAACCAUCUGAUUCCCCUUCAAAUCAAAUAUUGUGAAGGAAGAAAGAAAGGGACGGAGGGCUGCUUGGCUUCAAAGGCAUACUAAUCUUGUUCUUAGGUUGUUGUACAUCAUGUCGUCGCUUAAGGUUUGCUACUUCUCCGUUGACUCGUCAUGUUGAGUGGCAGCAUUCCAGUCCUGCAGAAGAAAUUCAUCUCACAAACCAGUAGACUUAAACAACUUAGAGGAUGGUGCAGUGUCGGUGUUUGCUGGCUGAAAGAGAAAACCCUGUACCUACAUGUCUUCUGCUGAUACGUCAGAUCAUAAUGCCUGUGACUCUGUUUUCAGCUCCUAUCGCAUGAUAUGUGCCUGAGCCCCCUCCAUAACAGAUACAGGGUGGUUGAUCAAGCUGAAUACCUGAGAAGGAUGAAAAAAAAAAAUCUUCUCUGUCCUUCAUGCGUUAAGGAGCUUUUAUGUUAUGUACAAGCUGUGUGUGUGUAUGUAUGCAUCGCGGCCAUUUGUCCUGCUGGUGUUGCGCUGAUCAGUGCUGUCGUCUCCUCCAUCAGCUUGUACGUGAUGGUGAAUCUUUGAAGGAACAGCAUGUGUGAUUUCAGCUCAAAAAAAUGAACGUCAAGGUUGAAUUUAUGAAGAAAAAUCUAGAGGGUUUGGAUCUACUAACAAAAAACUGUUGCAUCAAAACCAAAAUCCCCAACUAUGUUUGAGCCUAUCACGAACAGCAGCGGCGUGCCCACCGUUAAACACUUUGCCGUGAAUUCUGCGGCAAGAAUUGGGAUCACAAAGACGAGUGGUGUAUUUUCUGAAUGUUUUUCUGUUAAUAAUGACUAAGAGAAAUGCCACAUAUUGCGUAAAAGUGGGCAUCAAUGGGUCCUCCUUUAAUCGGAGCAACUGCCUGGCACAGGGUUGGCACAGAGGCAGUAAAGCGCUUGGAUGUUCUCUGUCGCCAAUCCAGAUGUUACACGCCUCAAAACUCUCAGGAGUUAAAGAUGCUGUUCUGUCCCCCAUUGUGGGAAAAAUGCUCAAACGUAGUUGGGUGGAAACGCAACCAUGCCACAGACUGCUAAUAAGGACACUGGAGAGGAACCGGUGUUCUUCAUGUCAGCCUGUGUGCCACAGAAGAGUGUAUUUUGCACAUGUUUAGGAAUUAAUCGAUCCAAAUCCAGCUGUGAUGGAGGAUUGAGGUGGUAGCCUUGUUUAUCCUGAAAACAUAAACUUAUAUACAAAAUAUUAAGUUGGAUUUAUACAUAUAAACAUAAUUAUUUUGUAUCCAUACACAUAUUCAACUUGUAAUUAUUUUUCUAGAAAAGAGCCAAGUAAUUAAAAAAGCAAGUAUUAUAAGAUUUAAAAAGAGUUAAAUGAUAUCUUUAACGACUUCAUAUCAAAUGAUUUAGUGUUCCACUAUAUCACCUUUAUUUAACUUCAUACUCAGACAAAAGAUUAUUUUUUUAUCACCUAAUCCCACGUUAACAAACUGCGUCACCCUGGAGCCAGUGAGGCUUGGACUAGCUUGCAUUGUGAAACCACCAUCUUCAGCCUGGCAGCUCAGCUCUGUUGAGUGCUUGUAGAAAUCAAUGAAUGCUCACCUCGUUUAGUCGCACUGAUGAGCAAUUACCAAAUAGUAUGUCUGCUGCUUAGCAUUGCUAGCUACCAACAUGCAGACAGAGGAACAGAUGUAGAGGAGGGAAAGAAAUGUCGUGUUUAAAUUGAGGGCAAAUCUGAGCAGAAUUAAUAAAGAGAAGACGACUGUGUGUGCAGGCCAGAACUGAAUGACCUUCAUUAGAUAUGUUUGACCUAAAUUAGGUCCCUGGUGUAGAGGAAGAGUGUGUACUCUACAGCACAGUGUGCUGGUGUUAUCAACAGAAUAUGACACGGAGACGCUGCCAGGUCUCCGCUAUAGACUGUAAAAAGUAAAAAUGACAUAAAUAAUUUAGGAUUAUGCGAAAGAACAUAAUAAUGUGCUACAUUUGUCUGUGUAAAUUCAACCCAUGAGAAUAGGCCACAUUUCUUUUUCAAACCAAAUGAUCAGAGCUUCAAUGUCUGUCUAUUGGAUGUGUUGCAACUAUACUGAAGCCUCAUACACAUUGUCCUGAAGUGAACUUUGAACUGUGAUUACAUCGUCGUCACACUUUGUAGCAAAUAGAUUUCUUUUCAGAAGAUAUGUUAGUAAUAUGUAUGUUUAAUUGGGUUGUUCACGGCCUAUUUGCCAGCCGGAAAAAUAAGGAACUACUCAUAUUUGAUAAUGGCAAUGACGCAUUAUACAUAGAAUUGACAAAUUGAUUGUUGAGCUAAAAAAAAAAAAAAAAAAGAUUAAUGUCGAUGUUGAAAA
This is a messenger RNA of Labrus bergylta (ballan wrasse), 6134 nucleotides long. The record is from RefSeq and is a predicted model, not a curated record. Lineage: Eukaryota; Metazoa; Chordata; Actinopteri; Labriformes; Labridae.